Molecule: messenger RNA, 2983 nt
Organism: Eutrema salsugineum
Lineage: Eukaryota; Viridiplantae; Streptophyta; Magnoliopsida; Brassicales; Brassicaceae
Product: probable disease resistance protein At5g47260
Exons: 2
Coding region: 158-2800 (880 amino acids)
Molecular function (GO): protein binding; ADP binding
Source: RefSeq, a predicted model, not a curated record
UAGACUAGUUAAGUUUGAACAUGUAAAGCUGCAAGCAAGUAAUUCAAAGUCAACACAAAGAUGCGCUUCCUUCUUCUUACUCCCCAAUUAAUAUCUUUGUUGAUUUUUCCAUCUUGAUUCUAUUGCUCUACUCGAAAAUUAAAUCCAGGAACACAAAAUGGGUGUCUGCUUUUCUAUACAGUUGGAUAAAUCGUUGGAUCAGCUUGUUCCACCUUUUCUGCGUUACUUGUGUUGGAAUAACCUGGAGAACAAUCUAGAGUCUUUGCAGAGAUGUAUGCAAGAUCUCAGCGAGAUGAGAGAUGAUCUGUUGAGAUUGGUAUCGAAAGAAGAGGACAGAGGUCUACAAAUGUUUGCCCAAGUCAAAGUGUGGAUAUCAAGGGUCGGGACGGUUGAAUCGGAGACCAAUCGUCUGCUUGAUGAUAGUAUCGUUGAACUUGGGAGAUUUUCAAUGUAUGGCUGUUGUUCCCUGAUCUCUGGAUCGACCUAUCGGUACAGUCAAAAGGUAGAUAUGACGUUGGAAAAGGUUAAUACUCUGAUACGGGAGGGACGCUUUGAAGUUGUGACUGAGAGACUUGUGUCUCAGAGAGCUCCUCAUAAGCAGCAGCCGACUGAUCAUCAGCCGACUGGUUCUCGAGCAAACCUGCUUGAGAGUAUAUGGCGUCGUCUAAUGGACGAAAAUGUUAGUACUUUGGGUAUCUAUGGUAUGGGAGGUGUAGGCAAAACCACCCUUCUUGUUCAUCUCAAUAAUAAGCUCUCAGAAGUUGGUCAUAAUUAUGGAUAUGUGAUCUUUGUUGUUGUGGCGUCUAAAGAGAUCGAGGAUAUACAAGAUGAAAUCGGUAAAAGAUUAGGCCUACAGUGGGGACGUGAAACUAAAAAGGAGAAAGCAGCUGAAAUAUUUCAAGUCUUGAAGAUAGAGAGGUUUAUUUUGUUGUUGGACGAUAUACAGAGGGAAGGAGUGGAUCUUCAACGGAUUGGAGUUCCGCAGCCGAGCAGAGAGAAUGGAUGCAAAAUUGUAUUCACCACUCGUUCUCAGGAAGUAUGUAGACGCAUCAAGUGGGUUGAGGCUACUCUAUACGUUGAAUGCUUGCCUCCACAAGAAGCAUGGGACCUGUUUCAGAAGACAGUCGGAGAAUACGCGUUGACAAGUCAUCCAGACAUACCAGGGCUCGCAAGAGUAGUUGCUGAGAAGUGUUUUGGUUUGCCCCUAGCUCUUACGGUCGUCGGCAAGACCAUGUCAAGCAAAAGGACAGUACACGAAUGGCAUCAUGCAAUUCAUCUACUUUUGAGUUCAUCUAGUUCCGUGUUUUCAGGUUUAGAAGAUAUUUUAAGCGCUCUAAAAUUUAGCUAUGAUAGUCUGCCUGAUGAGGAAACCAGGUCAUGUUUCCUGUACUGUGCUCUAUUUCCAGAAGGUGAUGAUAUAAAAAGACAAGAUUUGGUAAACUACUGGGUAGGAGAGGGACUGGUUUCACAUGAUAUCAAGGGUUAUGAGAUGAUCAAUGAUUUGGUUAGAGCGUCUUUGCUGAUGGAAGAUGAAUCAGGAUAUGGUGUAAAGAUGCAUGGUAUGUUUCGUGAAAUGGCUUUGUGGAUAAUAGCAUGUGAUUACGAGAGACAAUAUUUUGUGGUGAAAGGGGGAAUAAAAAAGAUGCCAAGUGUCAUCGAUUGGAGAAGGGUUAGAAGGAUGUCAGUGACAGAUACUCAGAUUGAGAAUAUAUCGGAUUCUCCUGACUGUUCCGAGCUUACAACCCUAUUACUGCAACGCAACUACAACUUAGAAUGGAUCUCAGGUGACUUCUUUCGGAGGAUGGCAAGUCUUGUAGUCCUGGAUUUGUCGCAUAACAGUAAUCUUUCUGAGUUGCCAGAGGAAGUUUCAUGCCUGGUGUCGCUGCGACUUCUCAACUUAUCAGGGACGAAUAUAAAGGAUUUGCCCAAGAGUUUCGGAGAAUUGCUGAAACUGAUUCACUUGGAUUUAGAGUCCACAUCCAAUCUCCGAAGUAUCAGUCUGAUUUCAGGGUUACUGAAGUUGCAGGUUUUGAGAUUUUAUGGUUCUAAAGCUUCUUUAGAUCUCUCCUUACUGAAGCAAUUUGAGUGUUUGAAGUAUUUAAAACUUUUGACCAUUACUGUGAGAGAUGUCCAUGUUUUGAAAACUUUCUUACGAAGCAGAUUAGCUGGGUUUACGCAGGGUCUAUAUCUCGAAGGACUUAAAGUUUCAGGAGAAUCAGGAAAAUCAUUUGCAGCCACCUUUGGUGCGUUGGGUAGUCUUCGAAACGUUGAAAUGGUGAACUGUGAUAUUAUAGAGUCUGAUAUGGUAUGGGAAGAUGAUAGAAGACACCAGUAUUCCCCAUCCAAUCAAACCACUCCAAGAAAUCCAUGGUUCAUGAACCUCUCAACUGUGGUAAUACUCUCGUGCACACAUCUAAAAGAUUUGACAUGGCUGAUAUAUGCCGCAAAUCUUGUGUCUCUAACCGUCAAAGCCUCAUCUAUGAUGGAAGAAGUUAUAUGCAAAGAGAAGGCUGGGAACGUCGAGGUUGAGCCUUUUCAAAGGCUGCAAGUUCUUGAUUUAGAUGAUUUGAGUGAACUGAAGAGCAUCUAUUGGACUUCACUCUCUUUUCCAAGGCUGAGGAAAGUCAAUCUAACAAAGUGCCCGAAUCUGCGUAAGCUUCCAUUGAGUUCCACGAGUGUAGAGAAAAUUUAUGAUCUUCGCAUAGAAGUGGAGGAAGCAUGGCUACAAAGAGUUGAAUGGGAGAGUACUGAAGCUGAAGAGCGCUUUCGUCGUGCCAUCCACAGAGCUUCUGUUUAUUAACUCCGACAUGCAAGCCCGAGAAAGACCUAGUGCAACAAGCACAUAUCAGUGGAUGCAGUUCAAAGUUCCUCCUUUUGUUUUUUUUCUUGUGUUUUUACGGUAAACCUUAUUCGAAAUCGUUUGUCCUUUUUAACGGGUGUUUUCUGAAAAUAAAAUAAGGAACAAAAACUUCUGCUUUUGCUA